Messenger RNA from Mesoplodon densirostris (Blainville's beaked whale), 3999 nucleotides. RefSeq names its product cyclin G associated kinase (gene GAK). Gene Ontology annotation, cellular component: cytoplasm. The transcript is spliced from 28 exons. Gene Ontology annotation, molecular function: ATP binding; AP-2 adaptor complex binding; protein serine/threonine kinase activity. The record is from RefSeq and is a predicted model, not a curated record. Gene Ontology annotation, biological process: positive regulation of Notch signaling pathway; regulation of clathrin-dependent endocytosis; protein phosphorylation. Bases 92 to 3913 code for a protein of 1273 amino acids. NCBI's taxonomy places the organism in Eukaryota, Metazoa, Chordata, Mammalia, Artiodactyla, Ziphiidae.
CUGGUGCGGUUCGCGGCCGGCGGUUGCCGAGAGGACCUGGACGCGGCUGGACGCUGAGCUCUCUGUCCGGCGCCCGCCGCGGGGCACCACCAUGUCGCUGCUGCAGUCUGCGCUCGACUUCCUGGCCGGCCCGGGCUCCCUGGGUGGUGCUGCCGGCCGCGACCAGACUGAUUUCGUGGGGCAGACGGUGGAGAUGGGCGAGCUGCGUCUGCGGGUGCGGCGGGUCCUGGCCGAAGGAGGGUUUGCGUUUGUGUAUGAAGCUCAAGAUCUGGGAAGUGGCAGAGAGUAUGCAUUGAAGAGAUUACUGUCCAACGAAGAGGAGAAGAACAGAGCCAUCAUUCAGGAAGUGUGUUUCAUGAAAAAACUUUCAGGCCACGCAAAUAUUGUCCAGUUUUGUUCUGCAGCGUCAAUAGGAAAAGAGGAGUCAGACACCGGGCAGGCCGAGUUCCUGCUGCUCAUGGAACUCUGCAGAGGGCAGCUGGUGGAAUUUUUAAAGAAAAUUGAAUCUAAAGGUCCGCUCUCGUGCGAUACUGUCCUGAAGAUAUUCUAUCAGACGUGCAGGGCGGUGCAGCACAUGCACAGACAAAAGCCGCCCAUCAUCCACAGAGACCUCAAGGUUGAAAAUUUACUGCUCAGUAACCAGGGGACCAUUAAGCUGUGCGACUUCGGCAGUGCCACGACCAUAUCGCACUACCCGGACUACAGCUGGAGCGCCCAGCGCCGGGCCCUGGUGGAGGAGGAGAUCACCAGGAACACGACUCCCAUGUACAGGACGCCGGAGAUUGUGGACUUGUACUCGAACUUCCCGAUUGGCGAGAAGCAGGACAUCUGGGCCCUGGGCUGCAUUCUGUACCUGCUCUGCUUCGGGCAGCACCCGUUUGAGGAUGGGGCGAAGCUUCGCAUCGUCAACGGGAAGUACGUGAUCCCUGCCGACGAUACACGCUACUCCGUGUUCCACGGCCUCAUCCGUGCCAUGCUCAGGGUCAACCCCGAGGAGCGGCUGUCUAUCACGGAGCUGGUGAGCCAGCUCCAGGAGAUCGCGGCCGCCCGCAACGUGAACCCCAAGUCGCCUAUCACCGAGCUCCUGGAGCAGAAUGGAGGCUACGGGCACGCGGCCCCUCCUGGGGGCUCCACAGGCAGCGGCUGCGGUGGAGGCCUGGUGGUCGCCGAGUACGACCAGUCCUCUGGUGGGCUCCUGGACAUCCUGCGGGGCGGCACCGAGCGCCUCUUCACCAACAUCAAGGACACCUCCUCCAAGGUCAUCCAGUCCGUUGCCAAUUAUGCAAAGGGAGAUUUGGAUAUUUCUUACAUCACAUCCAGAAUUGCAGUGAUGUCAUUCCCAGCGGAAGGCGUGGAGUCGGCCAUCAAGAACAACAUCGAAGACGUGCGGUUGUUUCUGGACUCGAAGCACCCGGGCCGCUACGCUGUCUACAACCUAUCCCCGAGGACAUACCGGGCCUCCAAGUUCCACAACCGGGUCUCUGAGUGUGGCUGGGCAGCCCGACGGGCCCCUAGCCUCCGUAGCCUGUACAGCCUCUGCAGGAGCAUGCACGCCUGGCUGCGCCAGGACCCCGGGAACGUCUGCGUGGUGCACUGCGUGGACGGGAGGGCCGCGUCUGCCGUGGCCGUCUGCUCCUUCCUGUGCUUCUGCCGGCUCUUCAGCACCGCGGAGGCCGCCGUGUACAUGUUCAGUAUGAAGCGCUGCCCACCGGGCAUCUGGCCGUCCCACAAAAGGUACAUCGAGUACAUGUGUGACAUGGUGGCAGAGGAGCCCAUCAUACCCCACAGCAAGCCCAUCCUGGUGAAGGCCGUGGUCAUGACGCCUGUGCCCCUGUUCAGCAAGCAGCGGAAUGGCUGCCGGCCCUUCUGCGAGGUCUACGUGGGGGAUGAGCGUGUGACUACCACGUCCCAGGAAUACGACAAGAUGAGGGAUUUUAAAAUCGAGGAUGGCAAAGCGGUCAUUCCCCUGGGCAUAACGGUCCAGGGAGACGUGCUCAUCAUCAUCUAUCACGCGAGGUCCACCCUGGGAGGAAGGCUGCAGGCUAAGAUGGCAUCCAUGAAGAUGUUCCAGAUCCAGUUCCACACAGGGUUUGUGCCUCGGAAUGCAGCUACUGUGAAAUUUGCAAAGUAUGACCUGGACGCUUGUGACAUUCAGGAGAAAUACCCCGAUUUAUUCCAAGUGAACCUGGAGGUGGAGGUGGAGCCCAGAGAUAGGCCUGGCCACGAGGCCCCACCCUGGGAGAGUGCAAGCAUGCGGGGGCUGAACCCCAAGAUCCUGUUUUCCAGCCGGGAGGAGCAGCAAGACAUUCUGUCUAAAUUUGGAAAACCAGAACUCCCCAGGCAGCCGGGCUCCUCCGCGCAGUAUGACGCCGAGGCCGGGCCUGCGGAUGCCGAGCCCCCAGAGUUGGACUCGCCACACAGCAGCGGGGACACCGACCACUUUGUGCACACGCUGGACUGGCGGGAGGACGGGGACUGCGCAACAGCCCCAGAGGGUCACCUUGCCGAGGAGGGUCCGUCUGCCGCGGCUGAGGACGGACGUGUGAGCGAGCCAUCUGAUGAGGAAGCCCCAACGCUCUCAGCUGAGAGCGGGGACGUGGCCGACGAGGACACGCCAGGCCCGGACCUGCCGCAGGAGGACGGUGUGGACCUCCUGGGGCUGCACUCCGAGGCAGGGCCGGUGCCCCCCAUGCAGGCCCGCGGGGGCCCCCCCAGCAACGCGGACCUGCUCAGCCGCCUCCUGGGGGCCCCUGCGGCUGAUACAGAGGGUGCCGCAGGCGGUCUGCUCGGCGGGGAAGCGGCCCUACUCUUCACCAGCCCAGCCUCUGCCCCGAGCUCACGGACCACGGUCCCAGCCGCGGACCCAUUUGACCCUCUCCUGCUGCCAUCUGACCCGGACGCCCAGCCCCACUCCCAGCCCGACCUCUUCGGCGAAUUUCUUAAUUCGGACUCCGCAGCCGCCCUGCCUGCAUCCUUCCCUGCCACCCACAGCGCUCCACCCCUGGCCCUUGGCACCAACUUCCUGCAUCUGGGUGACCUGCCAGCAGAGCCCAGCAAGAUGGCAGCCUCUACCAGCCACCCAGACCUGCUGGGAGGAUGGGACGCCUGGGCUGAGGCUCCGGCCCCCGUACCAGCUGCAGAAGGCCCCUUCAUCUCUCCUGGAGGCCAGCCGGCACCUCCUGGCCCCCCAGCCAGCCAGACCAAGUCUCAGAGCCAGGACCCAUUUGCGGACCUCGGCGACCUCAGUUCCGGCCUCCAAGGCUCGCCCGCUGCACCUACUCCUGGGGGCUUCGUUCCCAAAACAGUCCCCCCUCCCAAGGCCAGUGGCUCCUGGCAGAUGAGUCGGCCCCCAGCCCAGGGCACCCCGUGGCCCCCCCAGGCCAAGCCAACCCCCAUAGCCAGUGUGCAGCCACGGCCAAACUACAGCUCCAGCUUCAGUGUGAUCGGCAGCCGGGAGGAGAGGGGGGUCCGUGCCCCUGGCUUUGGUCCAAAGCCAAGGGUGUCGGAGAACGAUUUCGAAGACCUGUUGUCCAACCAGGGCUUCUCCUCCCGGGCCGACAGGAAGGGGCCGAGGACGAUCGCCGAGAUGAGGAGGCAGGACCAGGCGCGGGACUCAGACCCCCUCAAGCUGAAGCUCCUGGACUGGACGGAGGGCAAGGAGAGGAACAUCCGUGCCCUGCUGUCCACACUGCACACGGCGCUGUGGGACGACGAGAGCCGCUGGACGCCCGUGGGCAUGGCCGACCUGGUGACGCCUGCGCAGGUGAAGAAGCACUACCGCCGCGCCGUGCUGGUGGUCCACCCGGACAAGGCCCGGGGGCAGCCCUACGAGCAGUAUGCCCGGAUGAUCUUCAUGGAGCUCAACGACGCCUGGGCCGAGUUCGAGAGCCAGGGCUCCCGGCCGCUCUUCUGAGCCCACGGGUCGUGGCUGCACGUGCGGCUUGUGGAGCUGGAAGCUGCUGGCUGGCCUGGAGGGUUGUGAGUGGGCCGGGGCGGCAU